GGGCGGGUACAGGGACUCUCCUCUCCUGUCUUGCGGUAACAUUGUUGUGGAACGACGUCACAGCUCGAAAAUGAAGGCGCAGAGGCAGCCAUUACUGGAGGAUCUGUAAUUAUUUUAUUCCGAAUAAAUACUCGAGGAAAACUUCCAUGGCAAGAGCUACAAGUCAGCUGUAUGAUGUUGUGCCCAUUCAACCCAGCGUUGUCAUCUGUUCCUGCCCACAUCCAUCAAUGGUAAGAAAUCACCCCGACUCCUGCUCGCCACUUGCUAUCCCAGGCGCAAGUAGCAGCCACUGUCCCAGCAUGGAGGGCUCAGCGUCAGAGGCCCGUGCCACGGGAAAGCCUGCCAGCCAGGGCUCAGAGCUCCGGACACAGACGGCCAUCCAGGCCCCGCAGCCACGCAAGAAGAGGCCAGAGGACUUCAAAUUUGGAAAGAUACUAGGAGAGGGCUCCUUCUCGACCGUUGUCCUGGCAAGAGAACAGUUAACAGGGAAAGAAUAUGCAAUCAAGAUUUUGGAGAAGCGGCAUAUUAUGAAGGAGAACAAAGCCCAGUACGUGAAGAGAGAAAGGGAUUUGAUGUCAAAUCUAGAUCACCCAUUCUUUGUCAAACUCUACUUUACAUUUCAAGAUGAUGAGAAGUUGUAUUUUGGUCUCAGCUACGCUAAGAACGGAGAGCUUCUGAAAUACAUUCGCAAAAUCGGUUCAUUUGAUGAGACCUGUACUAGAUUCUACUCAGCUGAAAUAGUUUGUGCUCUAGAAUAUUUGCAUGCUAAGGGGAUAAUACACAGAGAUCUAAAACCAGAGAAUAUUCUUCUGAGUGAAGACAUGCACAUUCAGAUAACAGAUUUUGGGACAGCAAAGCAGUUGUCAUCAGAUAGUAAGCAAGCGAGAGCAAACUCCUUUGUCGGAACAGCACAGUAUGUGUCUCCAGAGCUGCUGACAGAGAAAUCAGCCUGCAAGAGUUCUGACCUCUGGGCCUUGGGAUGUAUAAUCUAUCAGCUGGUGGCUGGUUUACCACCGUUCAGAGCUGGAAAUGAGUACCUAAUAUUCCAGAAGAUAAUAAAGCUGGAGUAUGAGUUUCCAGAGAAAUUCUUCCCCAAAGCCAAGGAUCUUGUUGAACAGCUUUUGUCACUGGACCCCUCCAAGCGCAUUGGUUGUGAGGAGAUGGGAGGGUAUGAUCCUCUGAGGCAACACCCAUUCUUCGAGACCAUCUCCUGGAGUGACCUCCACCUACAGACGCCCCCCAAGCUCACCCCCUACUUACCAGCCAUGUCUGAGGAUGAUGAAGACUGCUAUGGAAACUACGAUGACCUCCUGAGCCAGUUCAGCAGCAUGCAGGUGGCCCAGUCCAGUUCAUCACACUCCUUGUCAGCACCUGAGUCCAUCCCACCCCAGAGGUCCAGCAGCAACAUUGAGCAGUACAUCCAUGAUCUGGACAUAAACUCCUUUGAGCUGGAUCUGCAGUUCUCGGAAGAGGAGAAGCAACUGCUGCUGGAUAAGCAGACCACUGGAAACCCCUGGCACCAGUUUGUUGAAAAUAACCUGAUCCUGAAAAUGGGCCCAGUGGAUAAACGGAAGGGUCUGUUUGCUCGGCGGAGACAGCUGCUUCUCACUGAGGGACCACACCUGUACUAUGUGGACCCUGUAAAUAAGGUCCUAAAGGGGGAGAUUCCCUGGUCCCUAGAGCUACGCCCUGAAGCCAAGAACUUCAAAACCUUCUUUGUUCACACGCCUAAUCGAACAUACUAUUUGAUGGACCCCAGCGGAAAUGCUGACAAAUGGUGCAAGAAGAUCCAGGAAGUGUGGAGAAAGAUCUAUCAAAGGCACCAAAAUCCUGGCCUAUAGGAAUUCAGUUCCUCCUGCUGCCACUCCCUCUUAGCUCUGAGGCCAAUCACUGAGCAGAGUAACACCCUCUUUAGUGCCCUUCAUCACCGCAAUGUAAACAAACUCUUAGAGACGCUGGCAUCUAGACCUUGUUUGUUUUCCUGAGUAGAACCGUGGGGAAAAAAUACAACUUUGGAUUCAGGGUUGCUUUGCUUGUUCUUUGUGCUCUCUGUGAGGCUUCUAUUGCAUUUUUUCCAUGUAUGGAUGAUGAGACUGCCACCAUGCACAUCUGCUUCUUGUACAUUCUGCAAGGGGGAAAGAGAAGGGCAAGCUUGUCUGUAGAAUAACACAAGCUUAGGUACCGCUAAGACUAUCUCAAGUGCAAGGACUGGUUUCCUGCUUCUAUGACACCAUAACACACAAUCCAGCUUUUGUGAACCAGAGCCUAUCCUGAUACCAGUAUCUUACUUAAACCAUAUCCUAAUCCUACAUUGUAUGUGCGAGGUGUACUCAGGCCCCACUUUUAGUGCAUAUACUCUAUAGUUGCAACAGAUACUGUUAACUGAUUCAAUCUUUUAUCCAACUCAAAACCUAGAUAUAUUUUCUCUCAAAUCCCCAGCGUUCUCAUGGUAUUUGAGUUAGCUAGUCUCUCGGUACUUGCCUAUUGCAGUCCAGUUUGGGUCUCAAUAUUACAGAGCAGAGUGCUGGUCUACAGUGACACAUGGUUCUCAAUCAGUCUCUGUUUUAGUGUGAGCGCUCCAUAGACCGUUACUGAGGAUACAUUGCUAAUAUGGGCCGGGUAAACAUGCCACUAGCUCGUACUCCCUAACCAUAACUUGCUUAUCUUUACUGCACGGCCAGUUUUGUAGCUCAGCCUUGUCCGCUUCUCUCUCUCCUAGGGCACUGGAGAAGUAGUUUAUUCAAGUUAAAAGGUGGGUAUUUUUUGACUGCAUUGGCAACCAUAGCUAAUAUUAUUGGAUGAUUUGGCUGUUCUGUACCAUUCACUGGCUAUUUCUUUGUGGUGUGAAUACAUAAAUUUCUUUUUUUGGUGGGAUUGUCGGCUCAUCUUCAGUAUGUCCUAUUGAAAACAAAAUCUAAUGUGCUGACCACCCCAUGCUGAACAGAAAACCUUCAUCAUCAGAGAUAAACAUACACAUACUAUCAUUCUUGGAAGCAAUCACAGUAAAGCUGUAGUCCCUGGACAAGUUGGCAGGACUGCCUCAUCAGGUCCUCAUUCAUUGGGAGUGCCCCUACAUUUUUAUUUUGUUUCUUUCUGACAUCUGGCCCAAUAGAAAUUAAGCGAUUGAUUUAACUUGUGCUCUUGUUUUAGAAAGAUAUAUUAUUGUACUGCUUUUAAUUUUGACAUAUUACCUUAAGGUCCUCUCCAAAGGUCCUCUUCCUCCAGCUGAGUCUGUGUGUGCAGUGUGUGACUGGAGUAGGUGAAUAGGAACCUCAGGCCCUGGUGCCCGGGGCUCAAUGUGGUUGGAUGUCAGUUAAAGGAUAUGUAUCUGAUCCAAAUAACAUGAAAUUGCUGUAUGUCUAUAAAGAUGAGGAAACACUCUAGCAAAGUGUCUGCCCCUCUCUUGUUAGAAAAUUGUUUGAAUCAAGUUGAUGGCAGUCGGUUACAUUGUGUAUGGAAUACUCUACCGGGUUUGUAACUGACUAGAACUGUGAUGUACAGACGAUGUAUUAUUGAAAUCUGAAGCAAGUAAUGCAAUGAUAUUAGGAUACAGUUUUUGUAUUUUUAUUCUUGUAUAAGGUUAUUUGAUGGCUAUUGUUUAGCCUCUAGUUCAUUCUGUGUUAUUUAAAUUCUAAUAUAUGAAUCAUAUUUGGAUUGAAGUCAUGUUCAGGGGCCAUGUUGUGUAUGUAUUGAGAUGUAAAGCCUUUGAAUGUGAAUAAUUAUUGUAAACUAUAAUAUUUUACAGCUUUUUUCUUACUAUAUCAUAUACAUUUUCUAUUUGCUCAGUGAUUUAAUCAUAUUUCUGAUAAUUUAAUGAAUCUGUUCAUUCUCUCUCUGAUUAUUUGUGCGCUAGGUCAGUAGAUGUUGAAUGAUGAAUUUUCCACUUAAUGCUUGGUAGUCCAGUAAUUAAAGCAUGUAGGGAUUUAGGCAUACAAAUAAA
Myripristis murdjan (pinecone soldierfish) is the source of this 3940-nucleotide messenger RNA. It is a transcript of the gene pdpk1b, whose product is annotated as 3-phosphoinositide dependent protein kinase 1b. Gene Ontology annotation, molecular function: protein serine/threonine kinase activity; ATP binding. The record is from RefSeq and is a predicted model, not a curated record. NCBI's taxonomy places the organism in Eukaryota, Metazoa, Chordata, Actinopteri, Holocentriformes, Holocentridae. Gene Ontology annotation, biological process: intracellular signal transduction; peptidyl-serine phosphorylation. The transcript has 14 exons. Bases 147 to 1841 code for a protein of 564 amino acids.